AUGUCCUCCGCCCAGCAGGUCAAGCCUAACGGCCCCGUCCCGGCCGCGCAGCCGACCGAGAACAACUCGGGAGAGCUGCCUCGUCCCUACAAAUGUCCUUUGUGCGAUAAGGCCUUCCACCGCUUGGAGCAUCAGACAAGGCACAUUCGCACACAUACCGGCGAAAAGCCUCAUGCGUGCCAGUUCCCUGGGUGCAGCAAAAAGUUCUCCCGCUCCGAUGAGCUCACCCGCCACUCGAGGAUACACAGCAAUCCCAACUCGAGGCGAGGGAAGAAUCAGUACAACUCGGGUCCUCAGAUUCACAUGCAGGCCGAUAGCAUGAUGCCUCCGCCUGGGCCCAAGGCCAUUCGCUCUGCGCCUACCUCGAGUCUUUCUUCGCCCAACGUCUCGCCUCCCCAUUCUUAUUCGCAGUUUGCGUUGCCCGUGCAUUCCUCUCUCCACCCCUAUGGUCGAGGGCCUCCAGUCAGGUCCAGCAUGGACAUCUCAAUAUUGGCUAAGGCUGCCAACCAGGUCGAGCGCGAGACGCUGGCCGCACCACAGCCUCCCCAUUUCAGCCGCCACCACCCCUACAUGCCGGGCUCGCGUAGUGGUCGUCAAUCGCUCUCGGCGUACCACAUGUCGCGCUCCUCGUCGUACGAGGACCACGACGACCACUACGCCGGUGCCUACCGUCAUGCCAAGCGCUCCCGACCCAACUCGCCCAACUCCACAGCGCCAUCGUCCCCGACUUUCUCCCACGAUUCGUUGUCCCCGACUCCAGACCACACCCCUAUUGCGACCCCGGCUCACUCCCCCCGUCUCCGGCCGUUGGAUAUGGACCUCAAACUGCCUCCAUUCCGCAAUCUGUCUCUGCAGGCUAUGCCACAGCCGGCGCUGGGUGUACUCGAGCCGAGGCCUGAAGUCCCUUUCCAAGCACCUCCGGGGAUGCAGCCGACGUCGCGUGGUACCGGAGGCUCUCUGAGCGACAUACUUAGUCGCCCGGACGGCAGCAGGAAGCUUCCCGUUCCCAAGAUCGGCGUCCACGAGCUGCUGACGACGGGCGACGGCUUCAACAGCGGGAGGAGCUCCGCGACACCUAGUUUAGCCGGCGGCGACCUUAUGGAUCGGAUAUAA
Molecule: messenger RNA, 1113 nt
Organism: Sodiomyces alkalinus F11
Lineage: Eukaryota; Fungi; Ascomycota; Sordariomycetes; Glomerellales; Plectosphaerellaceae
Exons: 1
Coding region: 1-1113 (370 amino acids)
Cellular component (GO): nucleus; cytoplasm
Molecular function (GO): RNA polymerase II cis-regulatory region sequence-specific DNA binding
Source: RefSeq, a predicted model, not a curated record